AAGAAUCGCCACCGGCACCUGAGAAUUCAAAAGAGUCUGCUUCGCUAAAGACAACGGAAGAAUCAGCAGCUAACAGUAACGUGGAAUCUAUUCUAAUGCCAAAUAUUGCUGAAGAAUCACAAGAUAAACCACAUACAGACCACCAAGGAAAACCAGCUUUACCCAACAGAAAUAAAACUAUGUCCCAGCUCAGAUCUAGCCAGCCCAGCACACCAACCUCUAAACCACAGUCAACUGUAUCCCCAUAUUGCCCCACAGAAACACCAGCUGCACCACAGAAACAGUCUGCAGCACCACAGAAACAAUCUGCCAUGACAACGCCUGAAGAAUCUGACAUAGAGACUGACUCAGGUGUCGUUCUGGAGCAAACUGAAGCAGGGGAGGAACAGGCCACACCAAUCAGUGUAGAGGAGGCGGGUGAGGAGAUGUCAGAAUCAGACCAGAGUCACUUGGACAAUAUGGAUUCCAGAGGCGAGUAUGUGAAGUUCUCGAAGGAGAAGUACCUGAUCGACUCGCCCCCUGAGAAGCUGCGUCGUGAGCUGGAGGAGGAGCUCAAGCUGAGCAGCAGCGACCCACGCAGCCACGGCUGGUACCACGGGCGCAUCCCCAGAGAGGUUUCAGAGACACUGGUCGUUCGCAAUGGAGACUUCCUGGUCCGGGACUCCCUCACCAGCGUGGGGGACUACGUGCUGACGAGCCGCUGGAAUCAGGAGGCGCUGCACUUCAAGAUCAGCAAGGUGCUGGUGAAGACGAGCGACUCGUCCUCCCGGGUGCAGUACCUGCUGGAGCGCGAGAGCUUUGAUACCUUGCCCGCCCUUGUGCUGUUCUACACGGGCAACCGGCGUCCGCUCUCCCAGCAGGGCGGCGCCCAAAUCCACUUCCCCAUCAACCGCACACUGCCCCUGCGCUACCUGGAGGCCAGCUUCUCCCUGGUCAAUGGCAAGCACGGUCUCUGCCACUCCCCAGCCAAUCAGAGGGGGGCGUACAUCAAGAGGCGGAGCGUCACCAUGACAGACGGGCUGACGACAGAGAAACUACCACACAGCCCUUCCGUCCCUCACCACAAGGAGGCGAUCCGGAACUGCGCUCUCAGCAUGGAUCAGAUCCAGGACUACCGCUGCCCAAUGUCUCCAGUCAGUGAGUCGCCGCUCUCCCCUGCCUACAGCACCAUUACCCGACACAAGAGCCCAGCAGUGGGGCGGGUAGUGGGCAUGGUGCCUAGUUCCCCAGUGACGCGUCGCUCCAGUGAACCGCAGCUCUGCCCGUCCUCCAACAACAACGUGCCCUGCCCUGAGAUUCUGCCCAGCACCCACUCCACCCCCGCCCAUGGGUACAGCCAGCCCCCUGGCCCCACCAUGCCCUUCCCGCUGCCCGCCAAGAGCUAUGUCGAGCGUCUGCAAGUGGAGGAGGCGGGCAGGUGGCCGAGGGGAGAGUCUGUGGAGGAGAGCUUCACUGUGCCCAUGGUUGAGACAGCCUCUGCAUUCCAGCCCAACGCUUACCCCUCCCUACUGAUGCCCGCUGAGAACAAGCCUCUGGAGAUGGGCGUGCUCAAGAGGGUGAAGGAGCUGCUGGCCGAGGUGGACGCCAAGACCACUGCCAUGCACCUCACCCAGGCCGACUGCACGGUUGCUAGAAUCCUGGGUGUCACCAAGGAGAUGCAGAGGAUGAUGGGGGUCAGCUCAGGGCUGGAGUUACUGACCCUCCCCCACGGGAGACAGCUGAGACUGGACCUGCUGGAGAGGUUCCACACCAUGUCGAUCAUGAUGGCGGUGGAUCUGCUUGGCUGCACUGGCAGUACAGAGGAGCGUGCCGCCCUGCUACACAAGACCAUCCAGCUGGCAGCUGAGCUCAAGAGCAACCUGGGCAACAUGUUCGGCUUUGCUGCUGUGAUGAAGGCCCUAGAGCUGCCACAGAUCUCUCGGCUGGAGCAGACCUGGAUGACACUCCGCCAGCGACACACAGAAGGCGCCAUUCUCUACGAGAAAAAACUCAAGCCUUUUAUGAAGAGCAUGAAUGACGGCAAAGAAAGCUGCCCUCUCUCGAACACCUCCUUCCCUCAUAUGAUUCCUCUGCUGUCUCUGCUGGAGAGGGGCGUGGCCGUGGUGGAGGGGGCGGAGUCCUGGGAGAGUGUCGACGCCGGAGUGGACGUGGUGAUGAGCCACCUGGAGGCGGCUCGAACCAUCGCUCACCAUGGGGGGAUCUACCACACCAAUGCAGAGACCAAACUGCAAGGGUUCCAGGCGCGAGCUGAAGUGCUGGAGGUUUUCUGCACAGAGUUUCAGAUGCGCUUGCUGUGGGGGAGCCGGGGGGCCGAGGGCAGCCAGGGAGAGCGCUACGAGAAAUUCGACAAGGUCCUGACAGCGCUGUCUAACAAGCUGGAGCCUCCGGUGAGACACAGCGAGUUAUAGCGCCCCCUGCAGGGACUGUGCACUGGACAAGGAGGCAGCACUCUUGGACCUGGGGGGCGUGCAGACCUGCGGAGGGGUUUCAUGAAGAUUAACACCCCCCCCCCAAACCAGCUGCAGUAGCUCAUAUAAACCACAAUGUGUUUCACUUUCAAAUGGACAACUUUGAUACAAGGAAACUGAACAGAAACACUUUUCAUUCAACAGGAAUCUUAGCUGAUGUUGUAUCCAGGGGGUUUAACUGUUGUCAUGACAACACUCAGUAUGCAAGGCCUUCUCAAGAUGGCUACACACAAAGCUGGCAUGAUGAUAUCAUUACAGCAAAUGGAGACACCCUUACAAAAAUGUACUGUGGAGGAGAAUUCAUUUUAAAGAAUAUUAAAAAUCAGAACAUACUUUAAGAAUUUAAGAUAUUUGUAUUAUAAAUUCAAAAAUGCCAAAAAAUGCGAGGACCACCGUUUCAGUUUCUGAACUACAGUAAAAUGUCGUCAUACCACUUGAUGUGUAUUUUUGUACUUGUUUUGCCUGCAGAAAUAAGUUUAGAAAUACUAAAAGGAACUUGAAGAAAUUCCUCAAAAUGUUUUGAGUUUCCUUUAAUAUUUCUAAAUUCAGCACUGUUGAGUCAUGGAUGAAAUAAUAGCCUCACAUUUCUUUAUGCCCUUUUGAAAUUACAAAUAUAUAGUGCGCCUCAUUAAAAUGACCGGGUUAGUAGCACCAAGUUUAUAGAAUGGUACUUCUAUGUUCUGCAGCAUUUACUGAUUGAGGUAAGUAGUGACCAUUCAGUAAUAUAGAAGCAGUUUAAGUAGUGCUGAAAUAGAUCCAGUCUGCUAAUACUACUGGGUACAGUGAUUGAGCAGUACUUUUGGGUAAGGGUGUAUCCUAGAAAUGAGUCCAGCCGCUGGUGUAUCUUUUAGAAAGAGUUUAAUAAGAGUUGUUUAUUUUUCCCAGACAGAUUGGUAACAUGAGAAUAGGGGUGAUGUGUCUCCUUGCCUUUCUGUCUGUGUAAAUUUAUGUGUACAGUGAUUGUUUUUAUAAGUCUGGGUAUCUGAUCAAAUCUAGCUGGGACUGCUUUUAUUAACUUUCUUCUUUUCUGAAUGUGAAAUUAUUAUGAUACUUUGAUUUCCUAUAUGAAUUGCAAUUGGUUGAUUGAUUACCUGGAGAUAGCAUUUUGUUGCAAAAGGGGAAUUUUCUUUUCAAAAGUGACUUAAUUUUUUUAAUUUUUUUUUUAAUGAGUCAAGUAACCAAAUGUUUCAACUAUAACCUGAGUUUACCAGAAUCUAAAGUUGCUCUUUCACCAAGGCUUUUUAAUUUUCCCUUCAAAUUGAUUAGUUCUGAAUCACAACAGACAGCUCAAGACUGCAAUGCUAUUUUCAAACAGCAGAGGGUGUAUUCUCUGUAAAAGAGAAAGUAGGCUUGCUACGCUCUGUUUCAGGUUCAGCUAACAUUAGUGCAGGCGCAGUAGGUUAUUAAACAAAAUGCAGAUAUUGCCAACAAAGUUCCCCAUUGUUUUAUGCUCUAGCUCUCUCUCCUUCCACUAGGGGUGAUAUCAAGCCAUGCUUGAGGGAGCAGCAGCACCUAAAACAGAAUGAUUAGAGGAAUGAAGUGCUGAGCCUCUCUUUCAGUCAUGCAUGAUUGAUUCAGCGAGUGGAUCCUCUGCAUAUAGUGUCUGCUUUAUAAUGUAUGAACUGAAUCAAAAUGAAGAAUGAACUGCUACUGCAAGUGUUGCAGGUUUAGUUACUAUAUACCCCCAACUGUAGUGUUUUACACAUUUCAACAUGCCAGGAAUAAAGUCAACAUAACACCUUCAAACCCUUCAGUCACUUCUCACUGCGCUCAAAGCCCAUCGCUGACGGAAAUCAGCAUUGCCUACUGGGAGGGUCCAUCGCCAACAACAACAUCAUUUCCUUUUUUGUACAAAGCGUUAUCUGCCUCACUUCCUGUUGUACAGAAUUCUGUGUCAUUUCCUGUUGUACAUAGUCAUUCUUACAUCAUUUCGUACUUGUAAAAAAAAAACAUGAUUACAUAAUUUUCUUAUGUACAUAUGUCAUUUUUUCCUUGUUUUUUUUUUUUUUGCUAAGAGAUAUAAAAUCUAGUAAGCUUGUGUUGA
Molecule: messenger RNA, 4512 nt
Organism: Acipenser ruthenus (sterlet)
Lineage: Eukaryota; Metazoa; Chordata; Actinopteri; Acipenseriformes; Acipenseridae
Product: SH2 domain-containing protein 3C-like
Exons: 11
Coding region: 96-2408 (770 amino acids)
Biological process (GO): positive regulation of peptidyl-serine phosphorylation; small GTPase-mediated signal transduction
Molecular function (GO): phosphotyrosine residue binding; guanyl-nucleotide exchange factor activity
Source: RefSeq, a predicted model, not a curated record